UUCAUUAUAUCUCGAGAGUGUUCUAUUUAUAGCAAAUCCCAAAAAUGGACGGCUUAGAGGUCUUUCAAAAUUAUCUCUUAGAAGAAAGACUUCGGGUUUCCGCUAGGCAUCGCUUGUGAUCACGAAUUGGAAAUACUGCAAUAAAAAAGCCUACAACACAAUGCUAUCCUCGAUGUACAGCUAGAGAAAGAAGAUUGGGUGAAUCAUAUUUAAUACACAUCAAUUAAAACCUAAAUUAUUCGCUGGUAAAAAUUUCUGCUCUCAGUUUAUUUUGUCAGUUCAGCAUGACAACAAAUACAUAAUUCUACAUAAAACACUGGACGUGAUUAGUCGAGCCGCUGACGUUCAACGGGGGCAGGUGAAUGCCGCAUGGUACCAGCGCUGUGAUUGGUCAGAUUUUGAACUUUACUGGAAGCAGGUGCUGUUGCGGUUAAGUUGGUUUAUACAAGUUGCGCUCACGGUUAGCUUCUUGCGGAUAUCUAACGAUUGAAGUUACGAUCUUUUGAGUUGUUUAACAAAAUGCCGGACAUUGGAUCCAGCCAAAACGUAAAGACGGCCCAAGAAACUCCACAGUUGAACGGAAAUGCCGGCCAAAAUGGUGAGAAAUAUCCCGACAAUGAGGAAAAUAACAUGACCGGUGGAAACCAGAAUCACAGUCCAACUGGAAGCGCCAGGUCGCGAGGAAGUAGCAGAGGGAGUCCAGCUCCGAGCUUACAGGAAAAAGAAAAGAUUGAUCUACGAUUGUUCGUGUAUCCCCUGGAAAAGAAAUGUCAGUGUCCGAUUUGCGAAAGCGUACUCCGUUAUCCAGUACAGUUUAAGGAGUGCGGCCAUCGUGUGUGCUCUUCAUGUUUUCCCGAAUUAGCAAGGGUUGAACCCCGUUGCCCAGUGGACCAGAUCCCGAUCAACAAAGAUGACGCCUACGUGGAUAAGGCGUUUAACAACGAGAUUCUGGCUCUUGAUGUCAAGUGUAAAAACAAUGAAUGGGGCUGCAAGUGGGAGGGCGAAUUUCAGAAUUACCAGGAUCACGUAAACUCGAAUUGUGAGUACGCGGAAAUCCUGUGUAUGAACGACUGCGGAGCUAAAUUUCAGAAGAGAUUUCUGCAGAAACAUCUCGACAAAGAUUGUCCGAAAAAGAUAAUCGCUUGCCCAUACUGUGAUGACAGACAUCUUAGAGAGGACAAGAAGGCACAUCUGGCAGAUGAGUGUCCCAAACUGCCGCUGCCAUGUCCCAACAAAUGCGACAAGAAGCUGGAGAUUCCUCGAGACGAGGUAAACUUUAAUAUGGUAUCAUGUCACUCCUUUAAUGUAAUUUUAACUUAUGAACUCUACUUUCUUUUACAGUGCAGCCGAGAAAAAAUGCCAAAGCAUUACAAAAGCAACAUGAUCGAACAUGUGAAGUCGAUCUUUACGAAGAUAACAGAGCUGGACCAGACACUAAGCAAACACGAAUCCACACUCAAAGAACAAGCCGACCUCAUCAAAGCCCAGGACAAACGUGUUGGAGAUCUGGAGAAGAUCGCCAACAGUCAGCUCAUCUGGCGCAUCGAAGACUACUCGCGCAAAAUGAAGGAAGCAAAGGCGGGUAAUGGAGACACACUGUUUAGUCCGACAUUUACCACGAGCAAACACGGGUAUCGCUUGUGCGCAUCGGUGUGUUUGAACGGCGAUGGGAAAGGAAAAGGGACGCAUAUGUCUGUGUUUAUCAGCGUGCUAAAAGGUGCGUUCGACAGUUUGCUCAAGUGGCCAUUUGACUACCGCGUCACCUUCUACCUUCUGGAUCAAGACGAAGAUCACGCGCAACGGAAGCACAUCAAAUUCAGCAUCAAGCCGAACCCGUGUCCAGAGAAUGAACCAUUCCUUGGCCGACCCAAGCUCGAAAAGAACGCUAGCUUCGGAGGAGCAAAGUUCGCUAAACACGAGGAAAUCGAGACCAGAAACUACUGCAAGGACGAUACGAUCUUCCUCAAGAUAUCUGUUGAUUGUGACGGAUUGAGUGAGCCGUAGAGAAUGCAUUAAUUUCAGUACAGAACUGCGCAUGACAAUCAGUAGUGUAGUGCCACUUCAUACAGCAGUGCACCUUUCAGUCAACUGUGCGGCGCAGCGGGCGAAAAUUUAAGAAGCCUGCCACGAGUUUCAGGGAUUGUCAGAGAACCCCUAUUGCUCAGGUUGUUGGAAGGACCAUUUACGCUUAAGAUUAUCCAAUAACUUUUAUGGAGACUGGAUAAACCCGUUGAACUUUUGGCAGAAAUGAUGGAAGCUUAUUUCAGUAAGCCGAGAAGAAGGCAAGUUACUUGACCUUACUCAAGUUUUCAUUUUCCAAUUCAGGUCCCCCGCAAAUUAUUGUAUGGUUCCUAAUACGGUAUUAAGGUGUUAAUCCGUCUUGUUUAAAAUCAUCAUCUUUAACUGCUAAAUUUUUUUUUUUUUGAAAACUAUGCCUCGGAGUGGGGCGGAGGUACCUUUAUCAGUGUGUAUUACGAAAUGCAUUCCACUUUCAAUGUAAGGCACUUAUGAAUAAGAGAACUCUCUCGCUGUGCGAGGAAGUAAUGGCAGUGUGCGGGACAUAGAUAAGUAGUUUGUUGUGCAAACACUACGAGCUUGUUUUAAAUUAUUGAAGUCAUGUAUCCGUUUUUACGGAGGCCAGGAAAAAAUAGUGUUGUCCCCAAAAAGCAGCAGUGCGGUAUUUAGAAAAUAUUUGGAGACAGUUGCUUUUUUUACCAUGGAUGAAUCCCCUCACGGUCAGUUUACAAUUACAAGGGAUGUUUUUCGCCGGGCGCUCAAGGCAAUUCAUAGUUUAAAGUAUAUCCUGCCACACCUAAAAUAACCAAUUAAAUGUAUCUGCUUUCAAAGAGUUUAGAUUUAAACCUUUUAAGGCAGUGUUACGGUAUUGGAUAAUUUGGAAAUACUAAAUAGUUCAGGGGAGGGGGGGUGGGUUAACAGGGAAAUCUUGAAAACCUGUCACAGAAAUUUAAAUAAUGAAUAGCCAAGAAUAGGCUACAAGAAGUAAAUAAUCUUAGAUAAUCGAUAAGCUUCUAAUAAUGGAUAAACUAUGCUCGAUUUCCGCCGCUAUCUCAAGUCCAGUCCAUGUUCCUCCUCUUUCUCCCUGAUAAAGAGGCCGAGGAGUGUCUUCGGGGGAAGAGCGCGGGCUCCUUUCCUAAACAGCGGCUGGUAAUCGAACCUAUGAAUAGACACGCACAUAGUUAACUACUUUAAGUCCACCCCAGGGAACAACUUGAAUUGAUAUACAAUCAAACCUCCUUUAGGCAACCACUUCUUUAAUUUAUAGAUUAGAGGAGAAAGACCCCAGAUUUAAGUCUGCAGUCAAAUUAUUGUUAUAUAUUGACACAUGCUGCACUGGAGCACCCAGCUUAGCUUGACAAAACUACAAGGUUCGACUGUCAAAAUUAAGAAAUAGCAUCAUUACUUUUAGCCAGUACAAUUAAGCCUACGGUACAUCUUUAGGCUCUUCACGUAAUCUUUCCUCCCUCAAGGAAAGAACGCGUGACAGACCGAAUGUACGUCCUUGUAGAAGGCUAAACUUCUGAAACUUGUGACGAACUCUAUAAGUGUUGGUAAGCAACUGCACGCUCAUUAGACAUGUUAACUUUAAUUUUCUAUCUGUGCGAAAACAUAACUUAUUGUGCAUCCAUCUGCUUACACAUCACGGAAAACGGUGGAUUUCAAAAGUAACAACAUUUCAAUUUUCGUAGACUUAGCUCAUUAGAUUUUGAGAUAUUUUCAAGGGUAGCAAACUACCUUUUACCGUGCAAGUUUCCAGCACUUAAUUGUAAAACAGACCGAAUGUACGUCAUUGUAGAAGGCUAAACUUCUGAAAGUUUUGACGAACUCUAUAAGUGUUGGUAAGCAACUGCACGCUCAUUAGACAUGUGAACUUUAAUUUUCUAUCUGUGCGAAAACAUAACUUAUUGUACAUUCAUUUGCUUACACACCACGGAAAAAAGUGGACUUCAAAAGUAACAACAUUUUAAUUUUCGUAGUCUUAGCUCAUUAGAUUUUGAGAUAUUUUCAAGGGUAGCAAACUACCUUUUAUCGUGCAAGUUUCCAGCACUUAAUUGUAAAUAAAGAUAAACGUUUUUAAAUGAAAA
Molecule: messenger RNA, 4103 nt
Organism: Orbicella faveolata
Lineage: Eukaryota; Metazoa; Cnidaria; Anthozoa; Scleractinia; Merulinidae
Product: TNF receptor-associated factor 4-like
Biological process (GO): regulation of apoptotic process; regulation of canonical NF-kappaB signal transduction; signal transduction
Cellular component (GO): plasma membrane signaling receptor complex
Molecular function (GO): zinc ion binding; protein binding
Source: RefSeq, a predicted model, not a curated record